This is a messenger RNA of Monodelphis domestica (gray short-tailed opossum), 2935 nucleotides long. It is a transcript of the gene CBLC, whose product is annotated as Cbl proto-oncogene C. NCBI's taxonomy places the organism in Eukaryota, Metazoa, Chordata, Mammalia, Didelphimorphia, Didelphidae. Gene Ontology annotation, biological process: negative regulation of epidermal growth factor-activated receptor activity; cell surface receptor signaling pathway. The record is from RefSeq and is a predicted model, not a curated record. Gene Ontology annotation, molecular function: receptor tyrosine kinase binding; SH3 domain binding; ubiquitin protein ligase activity. Gene Ontology annotation, cellular component: membrane raft; plasma membrane.
UUCUGCCUGGGGACUCCAGGCCGGCUCUCCCCAAGAAUCCGGGGGCUCCCCCCCCCGGGGCCCCAGGCAGGCCGCCAGGACUUGACCCCUGGGCUCUCCUGGUCACGGUCCUCAGGAAGUCAGGUGGGGUGCCCGCCGGGCCUGCCUCCACCCUCCCCUUCCUGCCCACACCCUUGGGCGGGCAUUUCUCAGCCUUCUGCGUCCAGGGAUCGGAGCUCCAUGGCCUCCCUGGGCUGGCCGGGGCUCCCUUGGGGGGCCCGGAAGGAGCAGAAGAGCCUGGCCAGGGCCAUCAGAGCCCUGGAGCACCUGGAGCACGCGCUGGGCCAAGACCCGCACCUGGAGCCCAGCCCGCCCUCGCUGGCCGACCUGCUCCCGCAGAUGAGGGGGCUCCUGCGGCAGGUGGCCGAGGCCCAGAGGCUGGCCCAGGGAGGCCUCCACGAGCCCGGCGGCGCCUCCGACUUCCUGGCCGGCUACCUGAGCAACCUGGCCCAGAAGGGGCAGCAGCUGGCCGCCCUCUUCCCUGCAGGGAGCAAGGCCUUCUGGGAGGGCUCCAGCCGCAGGAGGAAGCUGACCAAGCUGUCCCUGAUCUUCAGUCACAUGCACACGGAGCUCAGAGCCCUGUUCCCCGACGGCCACUACUGCGGACACACGUACCAGCUGAGCAAGCCCCAGGCUCAGGAAUUUUGGAGAGAGAAUUGUGGGAAGAGGUGUGUGGUCCCCUGGGAAGAAUUUGAGGCACUUCUGAGCUCCUGCCACCCUGUGAAGCCUGGGCCUAUGGGUCAGGCCCUGAAAUCCACCAUCGACUUAACGGUCAGCGGCCACGUGUCCGUUUUUGAGUUCGAAGUCUUCACCUGCCUUUUCCAGCCCUGGUCGUCUCUGCUCAAGAACUGGACCCUGUUGGCAGUUACGCACCCUGGCUACAUGGCCUUCAUCACCUACGCGGAGGUGAAGGCCCGCCUGCAGACCUACCUGGACAAGCCUGGCAGCUACAUCUUCCGCCUGAGCUGUACCCGCCUGGGCCAGUGGGCCAUCGGCCACGUGAGUGAGCACGGCCAGGUUCUACAGUCGAUUCCUUCUCUGAACAAACCACUCUUCCAGGCCCUGAGGGAAGGCCAGAAGAAAGGCUUUUACCUCUAUCCAGAUGGGAAGAUGGUGAAUCCAGACCUGUCUGAGCUGGAAGAACUUAAGGACCACAGACACAUCGAGGUCUCCCAGGAACAGUUUCAGCUGUAUUGUACCAUGAACUCUACCUUUGAACUGUGCAAGAUUUGUGCCGAGCGAGACAAAGACACACGCCUGAAGCCCUGCGGCCACCUCCUGUGCCACCCCUGUCUGGAGGGCUGGCAGAAAUCCCCAGGCAGCACCUGCCCAUUCUGCAGAUGUGUGAUUCAGGGCUGGGAGCCUGUGACCAUCCAGCCUUUCCCUGGGGCCUCGCCAGAUCAAGAGGACAAGGAGACCGCAGUGAAGAUGUGCCCCAGGAAUUCCCCUCUCAUGGCUCCCCCCUUGCCCCCAAGGCCUGACCUGGCCCAUAGGAGAAAUCCGGACAGCGAACUGACCCCAGGCUCCUCUUCAUCUCUCUUGCACCUGCCAAGGCUCCAGCCCCAAUUUGUCAUCCCUCGGAUUGGCUCCUUUGUCACUGUCCCCUGGGACUCAGCUCAGACUAGGGGCAGCUGGCUCCUGAACGGAUUAGCAGCCAAUCCUGAAGGACCCGGGAGGCCCAGGCCCCUGCCAGAGCCCAGGACCCAGAAAAUUCAGAGCCCAAAUAGCCUCAUCCAGGAAGUGAGACUUGGACGGGAAUGAUCUCUCCGUCCCCACGGGCUCUGGAAAUCAAUGAGCUUGGGCCCAGAAACCAGAGACCGGCGUGAUUCAGAGUUCAGAACCCAGCCGAAAUCAGAGAGGAAAACAUCUCCACGUCCAAUCAAUACACGAUGACUAGAGAAAUUCCGAAGCUCCAAGCGCGGCCCGGGCCCACGUCAGAGCCCAGAACGUCCCUCGCCACAACCAAGAGGCCAGAUAAAACCCAGAGGCACAGAGACUAGAGCCCAGGCAGAAUUCAGAGCCCCUAAGACCUAGAACAGAGAACCCAGGGAGAAUUCACCAACUGAAAAAAGCCCAGGAGAGAGAGCCCAGAACCCAGAGUGCAGAGCCCAAAGGGAACUCAAAACCCAGCUGACCUAGAACAGAGUGCAGAGACCAAACAGGCCAGAACCCGGAACUUGGACUCCACAGAGCCCCCUAACCGCUGAAAGUCCUUGACCAAGAGAAUGCUAGCGAGGGCAUCUAUGUAUAAAGAACGCUGAGAUCUUUGCAAAGCUCUCCUGUCUGCUAUUAUUGUUGGUGGUGCUGAGGGGAGCCCCCCAAGAGCCAUGGCCAGCAGAAGAGGUCCCCCAAGUAGCCAGCAGGGGUCAGAUGGACACUGGGAAGGAGCCUGCAGAGCCCCAGCCUCCUCAGCCAUCCAAAGGCCAGGAUCCAGAAUUCCAGCAAGAGGACCCCUCACGCCAGCUAACUAGGAGGGAAAUGGGGGCUCAGGUAGAAGCGACUUACCCUCAGAGGGCCGUCCUGAGGCCCUCUCCAGGAUGCCCCAAGAAGGAGGGCCUCGAUCUCCCCAGCCUAGGGAGGGCUCCUCGGCCUUCCCACCUGCUCCAGACCCAGCAGGCCUCACUGGGCACCCCCUCCUUCCCCUUCCUUAGCCUGCCCUCCCCCUGGGGAGGGCCGGGCCACCAGAGGAAUGAGGGGGAGGGGCAAAUUCCUCAGAUUCCUGGGAAGGGGGAGGGAGGCAGGCUAGAGCAGCCUACCCCCUUAGGAGAGCAUGGUCAGACUGGGAGAACCCAGCCCAGGAGACUGGCCAGACGGGGGGAGAACCCAGUAUUUAUCACUGGCCAGACUGGGAGAAUCCAAUCCAGGCCAUUAGUCAGACUGUGAGAACCCAGCCCAG